AAAACAAGACAGUCAUUUUCUCUUCCUUCUCGGUUGUGACAUCGCUUGGAGAUUUUCGUUCGUGUCUCUCUUUUUGUUCAUCAUUUUCAAUCUGGGCUGGUCUAAUUUCUUACACAGUUCAUUGCUUCACCAGGAUCUUCUAAUCUGAUCAUCCUUGAUUUUUCCGGCAGUAAAUUCUACACUACUUCCUUUCCUUUAUCCGGUGCUUAUACAAUUACUAUCGAUAUACUUCAAGCUGUAUCUCUUUUCUGUCAAAUUCCGACACUACAAUGGAAGAUACACAAGAUACACAAGAUACACAAGAUACACAAGAUGCCAAAGGUCCAUAUAAAAAAUGGUCUGAACCUCAACACAAGAUGUUAUUGCGUCUGCUAGUAGACGCAAUCAAUCAUGGUUUUCGUGAUGCUAAUGGCAAGUUUAACAAAUUAACGGUGGAAACAAGAAUAUUACCACCUAUAAACAAACAGCUUGGAGCUAAGAAAACCUACAGUGAGUACCGAAAUAGGAUGAAGAUCUUGAAGGGUAGGUACAAAAGCAUGGCGGAACUUCUUCGUUUUAGUUCAGGGUUUGGGUGGGAUCCUGAAACGAAAAAAUUCACCGCUAGAGAUGAAGUCUGGGAUGACUAUUUGAAGGCUCAUCCAAACAAAACAAAUAUGCGUAAUGAGUCAUUUGAAGAUUUUGAAGAUUUAAGAAUGAUAUUUGGAUCUAAUACUGCAACUGGGCUUAAUGCUGUGGGUUUAGGCGAUACCGUUGAUGCAGAUUCUUACCAAGUUGGAGAGAAUGACGGGAUAAUGGAUGAUAUGGACAGAAUACCAUACGCUGAGAAAUCUGUGCACGACGUUUUCUCUUCAAUUGAGAAAAACAGGUUAGAAAAGCUUCCUCAACGAAAGAAAGCUAGAACUGAUGCAUUUAAUUCGAACAAAGCUUUUGAUGAAGUGAACACAGUGCAAGAGUUCGGUAAUCAGAUUCUUGGCAUGAUACAAAGAAGAUGGGAAAAAGAAACUGAAGAAAAAGAAGCUGAAGACAAAGCUGAGAAUGUGUGGGAAGCUAUUACAGAAAUUCCUGAUUUGACCAUCGAUUUGCGUUACGAAGCCAUGACGUUGGACAUUAACUUUCUCAAAUUCACAACCACACCACGAAUUCUCUAUUUUUAUACUAUAGACGACGUUGAACAUAUUUUCAAACGUAUUGCAGAGAGAAUCCAGUUUUUCUAUUUUGUUGUAAAGCAACGUUGCAAAGAGAAUAUGUUUUUUGUGUAAACCAAUGUCGCAGUGUUUUGUUUUGUAAA
Messenger RNA from Arabidopsis lyrata subsp. lyrata, 1288 nucleotides. RefSeq lists its product as uncharacterized. The transcript has 5 exons. NCBI's taxonomy places the organism in Eukaryota, Viridiplantae, Streptophyta, Magnoliopsida, Brassicales, Brassicaceae. The coding region runs from base 270 to 1259 and encodes 329 amino acids. The record is from RefSeq and is a predicted model, not a curated record.